This is a messenger RNA of Carassius carassius (crucian carp), 1795 nucleotides long. Its product is annotated as coiled-coil domain-containing protein 85C-B. The coding region runs from base 533 to 1735 and encodes 400 amino acids. The record is from RefSeq and is a predicted model, not a curated record. NCBI's taxonomy places the organism in Eukaryota, Metazoa, Chordata, Actinopteri, Cypriniformes, Cyprinidae. Gene Ontology annotation, cellular component: apical junction complex. The transcript has 7 exons.
AUUUCACACCAGUCUAAAGGAAGAACCGAAGCCGAGACCCUGAGCGUUGACUCGCGUGAGGAGCUCUACGGCAAACCCCUUCUUAUCUGAUCUCUGGAGCUUCCGAUCAAUUUUAACGUGAAUGCAGGCAUGUCUUUAAGGGAAGGCACCGUUUAUGGUUGUUAUUUUUUUAACUAUAGCUCUUGAAACCUGUAAGAUCACGCGUGUGUGAAGCAUUUCUUUUCUUGAGAAAAACAUUUACAACGAUGCUCGUGGAUUUGUAUGACACGCAUAUUGUAGGAUUUUUAAAUACACGCACGAUUGUGAAUUUAUCGGUGAGUGAGGCGUAAGGUUUGAAAAUAAAUGUGUGUGCAAGACAAAUUAGUUCAUGCAUAGUCUUCCAUUGUAAAAGGAUUCCCGUAAUUAUUUGCAUAAUCUAUGAAUCUGAUUUUUUAUGCGUUUUUACAUUGCUUUUUUUGGUGGGAUUGGAACACAGCGCUAUGCUAGAUCUUUGUUAAAUAUUUAACCCUGAGACUGUUCCUCUGUAAGCAUCAUGAUGGCAAAACAUUGUCCUAAUGAUGACCUAAGUAAGAUCUCUGAUGAUGAACUGGUCAGAUGGAGCAAAGAGGACUUGAUCAAGAGACUGAGAAGGGCUGACAGUGAGAAAAUGAACCUAAUGCUGGAACAUGGGAACAUGAUGAAGGACAUCAACCGCAGACUGCAGGUGCACCUCCAUGAGAUCCGUAAUCUAAAGGAGAUCAACCAAAAACUGCAAGAUGAUAACCAGGAGCUCAGGGAGCUCUGCUGCUUUCUCGAUGAUGAUCGGCAGAAAGGUAAGAAGCUGUCUCGGGAAUGGCAGAGGUUUGGGAGGUAUACGGCCAGCUCCGUGUGGAAAGAAGUGAGCACCUAUCAGCAGAAACUCAAGGAGCUGGAAGACAACCAGGAAAACAUCCUCCGGGAGAAUGCAGAACUAAAGGAGAUCAUUCUCAUGUUGGAUGAAGAUAGGAAUGGCGCAGGAUCUAGGAGCUCUAUAGACAGCCAGUCUAGUCUGAGCAACCUGAAUGGAGGUUCGAGCAUUGUCAGAGAUGUUGGCGAUGGGAGCAGUACCUCCAGCGGUGGAAGUGCUGGCAGCCCAGACCAUCAUCAUAAUCACAUACAUAAGACUUUAGAAACCAAGAUUGGCACCAUACGACGAUCAAUGGAUGAUCUCUCCGCUCCACAUCAUCACAGGAGCAUUCCCAAUGGACUCAAUGAUGCAUCCUCAAACUACAUUCGCCAGCUAGAAACCAAGGUCCGGAUUCUAGAAGACAAUAACAACAAACUGCUCUCACAACCCUGUAGCCGUUAUAGCUUAUCAAAGCUGUCCAUGAAGUCUAAUCCUGGAGACCUGCGAGUCCUGCGGAAGGGCAUGAACCUCUACCACUCCGAAUCACAGCUGUCUUCCCUCCCCCAGAGGCAGGAGGCCCUACUGAAUGGGACUGGAAGGCUACAGACCAGUGAGUCUUCUCCUUCCACCGGGUUUGUCUCAUCUGUACAGAAACCUGAAGCUGUGGUUCAUGCCAUAAAGGUUCAGGAGGUCCGUGAUAAUCUGGACAAGCAGCUUCCAGAAGAAAGUGAAGAAGACCUGAGUGAGAAAGAGAAAGCCAUAGUGCGAGAGAUGUGCAACGUUGUGUGGCGAAAGCUCGGUGACGCAGCAGGAUCAAAGCCGUCCAUCCGACAGCAGCUCUCUGGGAAUCAGUUUAAAGGUCAGCUCUAACACAUGAGGAACAUCUCUCCUUCUGUUCAGCCACCAUUAAACUCCAGCAGCACCAAACUG